Messenger RNA from Closterium sp. NIES-67, 839 nucleotides. The record is from the annotation of a GenBank genome assembly. NCBI's taxonomy places the organism in Eukaryota, Viridiplantae, Streptophyta, Zygnematophyceae, Desmidiales, Closteriaceae.
GGGCUGCCAUGGAGGUGGGCGCGGGCGGAGGAGCAGGCGCUAGAAGAGGAGGGAGGAGGAGGAGGAGGAGGAGGAGGAGGAGGAGGAGGAGGAGGAGGAGGAGGAGGAGGAGGAGGAGGAGGAGGAGGAGGAGGAGGAGGAGGAGGAGGAGGAGGAGGAGGAGGAGGAGGAGGAGGAGGAGGAGGAGGAGGAGGAGGAGGAGGAGGAGGAGGAGGAGGAGGAGGAGGAGGAGGAGGAGGAGGAGGAGGAGGAGGAGGAGGAGGAGGAGGAGGAGGAGGAGGAGGAGGAGGGAGGAGGAGGAGGAGGAGGAGGAGGAGGAGGAGGAGGAGGAGGAGGAGGAGGAGGAGGAGGAGGAGGAGGAGGAGGAGGAGGAGGAGGAGGAGGAGGAGGAGGAGGAGGAGGAGGAGGAGGAGGAGGAGGAGGAGGAGGAGGAGGAGGAGGAGGAGGAGGAGGAGGAGGAGGAGGAGGAGGAGGAGGAGGAGGAGGAGGAGGAGGAGGAGGAGGAGGAGGAGGAGGAGGAGGAGGAGGAGGAGGAGGAGGAGGGGCAACGGGAGGAGGAGCAGCAGGUACGAAUGCUGGUGAAGGGGGGGAGGAAGGCACAGGCAAAGGUGAGAGUGCAGGAGGAGGGGAAGAGGAAACACCCGAGGGGGCGGGGGAAGGAGGGUGGGAAACAACGGAAGGAGAGGGAGCGGGGAGAGGAGGAGGAGGAGGAGGAGGAGGAGGAGGAGGAGGAGGAGGAGGAGGAGGAGGAGGAGGAGGAGGAGGAGGAGGAGGAGGAGGAGGAGGAGGAGGAGGAGGGAGGAGGAGGAGGCUGAGGAGGAGGAGGAGGCUGAGACUGA